ACACACACACGAAAAAGAAAGACGUCAAUGUCAAUCAAUCAAAACGAAUUUCGAAAACAAUUCGGAAUUCUGAAUUUAUUUGUGAAAUUUGCGACGGAAAUAUUACAGUUUUAUAAUAUUAUUGUACAAUAAUUUUCUCAAAAUAAAAGUCUUAUAAAAUGGCACUGUCAAUGUUUCUUCGUAGUCCAGCUUGUGCAAGCCGCUUGCAACAGCAAUGCAUGCGCUUCUCAACACAGUCCCUGGCACGGAGCAGCACCCCCUUGAUAGUGCCACUUAAAAAUAUAACCCUUCUUGAAGCGAAGAAAUCCACACCUAUUUUAAAUUCUGUCCGCGACUUCCGAACAUCAAUGGUACGCAUGUCGGAAGAGAAGGCCCAUGACCACGCCAAGCUGUGGGUCGUGGAGAAACUGACCGCUGCAGUCUUGGUGCCUCUCAUCCCGCUCGGUCUGCUGAUGCCGAACAAGCUGUUUGACUCGGUGCUCGCUAUUCUGAUCACAGCCCAUAGUUUUUGGGGUCUAGAGGCGAUAGCAGUGGAUUACGCGCGUGCCUCAGUCGUGGGGCCGGUGCUAGCAAAAUUAGCCGUAAUCCUUGUUUAUUUAGUUUCAAUAGCGACCCUCGGCGGCUUGUUCUACGUUAUAGGACACGAUGUCGGUAUAGCCGGCACGGUCAGACAGUUGUGGUCGGUCAAGUCUGAAAAUCGCGCGUAAGUUUGUAGCUAACUUCAGAUGGAACGCGGCCGUUAGUGUUGCCAGAAUAUUUAUUUGAAAAGAGAACAAUAACUGAAAUUAAAACUUGCAUUAGGUAGUUGUACUACAGCAGUGUUUUUUAACAGUACAAACAUAUUUUACAAAAAAUGCAAUUAAUUAAUAAUUUAGUUUUUAUCGAUCGCAUUUAUAUUCUGGUAACUUUGCGUGUCAACAAAUUUGUACCUUAAAACAUGUCAUUUGAAAAAUACUAGCCGAUACGCAAAAAGGCGUAUUUUCAUUUUUAACUACGUACCUACGAUCGUAUCAAUUACGUAUUUUGUACGCAAUGAGUUAAAAGUUAAGGCUAUUGACAAGUAUUAUAGUGUAAAAUUUCAUAUCUCAAUAGAUCUUGAUAACUCACUUGCAGUGCCAUUAUUGAAAAACAAAACCAUCUUUUGAUUUAUUUAAUCUGUUACAUACCGCCAUUUUACAUUAUUUAGCAUAUAUUUUUGCUUACGCGCAUGUCAGUAAUCUGGUCUUCUCAGACAAUAAAGGGUACUUAUUAUAUGUGUAUUUUGCACAAUUUUUUUUAAUCGUGAUUUUUUUAUUGCAAUAAGUAAUAACGGCAUAACUUUUUCAAAAAGUGCUGUGAGCGUUGGACCUAUUGAUGUAAAUUAACUUAUUGAUUACUUAUUAAAUGAUUUAGUUGAA
Amyelois transitella is the source of this 1397-nucleotide messenger RNA. RefSeq names its product succinate dehydrogenase [ubiquinone] cytochrome b small subunit, mitochondrial (gene SdhD). The record is from RefSeq and is a predicted model, not a curated record. The transcript is spliced from 4 exons. Gene Ontology annotation, cellular component: membrane; mitochondrial envelope. Gene Ontology annotation, molecular function: heme binding; ubiquinone binding. Gene Ontology annotation, biological process: mitochondrial electron transport, succinate to ubiquinone; tricarboxylic acid cycle. Lineage: Eukaryota; Metazoa; Arthropoda; Insecta; Lepidoptera; Pyralidae. The coding region runs from base 159 to 707 and encodes 182 amino acids.